AUGUCGUCGGUCAGAUCCACGUCUACUCCUGUGGACGUAGGCUCAAGAAGUCCAGCGGCAGUAGGCAGUUUACACUCCAGACAUGCCUCGAUAGCACGAUUAUCUUCGCCAGUCCCUUCGGGUCGCCUCAAUACGCCUCCUGUCCAGCAAGUGCCCACACCCCAGCAGAUAGCAGCCGACUACGACGAUGCCAACCUGCCCAAACUCGACCAGUCCGGCUCAUUGCCAGGACCAGGACCGUCUGCCCUGUCGAGUGCGCUCGCUGAUGCAAGAAACCAUAUUCCGCCUCAAGCUCAAACUCCUCCACCCGCCUCAACGCCGAAACAGCCCUUAUUAACAACUGGUGCAGGAUUGGGCGGUCAUGACAGAUUACCCAGAAGCAAUUAUGGCUCGUUCAGCGCUCGUGACAUGGCUGGCAGUCCCGCUCCAACGGAAGAUCCAGAGGUGGUCAAGAGACAUCUAGUGCAGCCGGAACAAGGCUCGACCAGAUACGGGAGGUCGCUUCGCUUGGACUUGACGGAUGGAAGCGGCCUGGACGCGAACGAGUUUUCGAGCCUGAGAUUACAGGGAGGAGAUGUGACACGCGCCGUAUAUCGGUGGGCAGAAGAGCAGGCGACUAAUCAGCCGGGGAAGGCCCAGAGGAGCAAGAGCUUCACCAUCGCACGGCCUGACCCGGAAAGUGAGACAACGGAUAUCCAGAACAUUCGAGUGCCCGGCGGGUUUCGUCGACACUUCCUGCGUAAAGCCGCAGAAAGUCCUGCCCGCGAAGGUCAAAGAGCGAACGGCAGUGCUGCGACUGGCAGAAAUCCCCGUACCCCGUCUACUGGCAAUGGUCCGCCUCGCCUGUUCACGAACAAUUUUCUGGAGUUCCUCACACUGUACGGCCACUUUGCAGGCGAGGACCUGGAGGAAGAUGAUGAGGUGCUCGAGCCAGACGAAUAUUUCUCCUCUGACGCUUAUGAUGACGAGGGCAGCGACAGAGAAGCGACGGAGGACAGUGCUUUGCUUACGCCCGGUGGACUGCGAAAACGGAAACACAAGGAGCGCGCACCAACCGGCACUGGCAGCAGCUUCAACGCCGCUUUGCUGCUUCUCAAAUCGUUUGUCGGUACAGGCGUCCUGUUCCUCCCUCGGGCAUUCCUGAACGGAGGCAUGCUCUUUUCGUCGCUGGUCCUGCUCGGCGUGGCCAUGCUCAGUUACUAUUGCUUCCUCUUGCUCAUCAGUACCCGCAGCAGGGUCGAGGCGUCAUUUGGUGACAUGGGCGGCAUUCUGUACGGCAAAUGGAUGAGGGCCGCAAUUCUGUUCUCAAUUGUUUUGAGCCAGGUCGGCUUCGUGGCCGCCUAUACUGUUUUCACGUCCGAAAACCUGCAGGCGUUCGUGCUGGCGGUGUCCAAGUGCAAAACGUUCAUCGACAUCAAGUUUAUGGUCCUGAUGCAACUCGUCAUCUUCCUGCCCCUGAGCUUGAUCAGGGAUAUAGGAAAACUGGGCUUCACGGCUCUCGUUGCAGACGCGUUCAUCCUCGUCGGCCUGAUUUAUUUAUAUUACUACGACAUUGCGACCAUUGUCGACAACAAAGGCAUCUCAGACAUCACCCUCUUCAACCCAGCGACAUGGACUCUCUUCAUCGGCACAGCCAUCUUCACGUUCGAGGGUGUCGGGCUCAUCAUCCCCAUUCAGGAAUCAAUGAGGAAGCCUCAGAACUUCCCCGGCGUCCUCGCCACCGUCAUGGUUAUAAUCACUUUGCUCUUCACGUCCAUGGGCGCCCUUUCGUACGCGGCAUACGGCUCCAAGACCAAAACCGUGGUGCUCCUCAACCUUCCACAGGACAACAAGAUGGUCAACGGGGUCCAAUUCCUCUAUUCGCUCGCCAUCCUGCUCAGCACUCCAUUGCAGCUCUUCCCAGCCAUCCGCAUCAUGGAGAACGAACUGUUCAGCCGCUCGGGGAAAUACAACCCCUGGAUUAAAUGGCAGAAGAACGUGUUUCGCUUCUUCCUCUGUUUCGUCUGUGCGCUCAUAGCUUGGGGCGGAGCUGGCGACCUCGACAAGUUCGUCGCCCUGGUCGGCAGCUUCGCUUGCAUUCCCUUGGUGUACAUCUACCCGCCAAUGCUUCACUUGAAGGCCGUCUCAAAGACCCGGUGGCAACGCGGCCUGGACUACGCCAUGUGUAUCUUUGGUGUUGCAAGCUGUGCGUAUACCACCGUUUUGACUGUGCAGCAGUGGGCGGGAGGAAGUGGCGCGAAGGAACCCGGAUACUGUGACUCUUGA
Cladophialophora yegresii CBS 114405 is the source of this 2265-nucleotide messenger RNA. RefSeq lists its product as uncharacterized. Gene Ontology annotation, molecular function: amino acid transmembrane transporter activity. NCBI's taxonomy places the organism in Eukaryota, Fungi, Ascomycota, Eurotiomycetes, Chaetothyriales, Herpotrichiellaceae. The transcript is spliced from 2 exons. Gene Ontology annotation, biological process: amino acid transmembrane transport. The coding region runs from base 1 to 2265 and encodes 754 amino acids. The record is from RefSeq and is a predicted model, not a curated record.